Messenger RNA from Monomorium pharaonis (pharaoh ant), 1992 nucleotides. Its product is annotated as ejaculatory bulb-specific protein 3-like. NCBI's taxonomy places the organism in Eukaryota, Metazoa, Arthropoda, Insecta, Hymenoptera, Formicidae. The record is from RefSeq and is a predicted model, not a curated record. Bases 1143 to 1622 code for a protein of 159 amino acids. The transcript is spliced from 3 exons.
UGAUGAUAUCUAAUUUACAUAUACAUUACGAAUUAUAUAUUUUAUGAUUUUAUGAUACUUAAAUUUAAAUGUGGCGUUUUCGACUGACUGCAGAGAGUUAAUUAAACCCAAGAUAUCACAUGCAAGAACCGUCCAAUUUGAACUUUUUUUUAUAUAAAGGUGGAAAUCUUUGAGAAGACUUCUGGGAGGAUCAGGUCCGGGAAGUGUGGGAUUCGACGGGAGACACGUCGGGCGAUCAACCUUACUACCGCCCACUCACUAAAAUCAUCUAUUAUAGAGGAUUCAUGGCUCCUGCACACAGGACGCGGCAAAGCGGCAUCGCGGUGGCCAAUCACCGUCUUGCUUUUUUAUUAAAUACAUAUAUGUAUUAUCAGAAAAGCAAGACGGUGAUUGGCCACCGCGAUGCCGCUUUGCCGCGUCCUGUGUGCAGAAGUCAUCACACAUCUGAUGUAGCAAACUCGCGUUCUAUACCUGCCGCGUUUUCGCCGUCAUGUCAUGACGGCAGGCUCUGCUCGAUUUCUGCUGCAUUUUUGCUGUCAGUAUUUCAUGUGAUACAUCGUGCUGUAUUUUCGCCAAGUUUCUGGUAUUGCAGCGUGAUAGCAAAUAUGUCAAAUUUCUAGCUACAUUUUAUUAAUUUAAUGUGACAUCAUGACAUAUCUGUUUUUUUAUUUAAUUUUUAGUGAUAUAUUGUGUCAACACACAAUGUCUGAUUUUUGUUUUGUUAAUGUCUUUAAAUUUUGUUGUACUUUUGCUGCAUUUUUGAGGGCACAUUGUGACGCAAAGUCUACUCGAUUUUUGUCGUGUUUCUGUUAAUGUUAGUUGAAACGGCAAACUGUAAUUGCUUGCUGUCCAACUUUUGCCAGCAUAAUAUGUGUCAAAAUUUUUCAGUUUGUGCUCUCGGCAGGUUUGGCUAUCUGGGUGGAAUUAGAUAUAAUUAAUUCUAGCACUAUAAAAUAUGCGCAAAAAGCUUAUAUAUAUCAGGUAAAUAAAAUCGAUUGUCGAGAUGUUGGCAGUGCAGGAGUUUUCGGAUUACAGUAUAUACUUGGAAGGCAAUUGAAAUGUUCGGGAUGUGUGCGACAAGGCCCCUCCGUUCAAUUCGGUCUCCGUCCUCCGCUCGAUUGUAUAAAAGCUAGCCGCCGUCGAUGGAUCGCCUUAGUUUUUCACUCUUGCCCGUAGGAUCUCGUCAGCUGAAAAAGAAAUUAUUAUUCUCCCCUUUAUUCUAUCGAUUUCUUCUACGUAUUGUAAAACGGUUCAUUUAUACGAUGAAAAGAUAUUCUCUGCUUAUAGUAGUCUUGUUGGUGGCUCUAGCCAUUGCUGAGGAAAAGUAUACCAGAAAAUAUGAUGACGUGAAUGUGGACAAGAUUCUUCAGAAUAAUCGUGUCCUCACCAAUUACAUUCGAUGCUUGAUGGACGAGGGGCCUUGUACUGCCGAAGGCCGCGAGCUGCGAAAGACUGUGCCGGAUGCCUUGUCAAGCGGCUGCAACAAAUGUAAUGAUAAACAGAAAGUUAUGGCGGAAAAAGUGAUAAAUCAUCUUAAAACAAAACGAUCCAGGGAUUGGGAUCGUCUCGUCGCCAAAUACGAUCCAAAUGGCGAAUACAAAAAGCAAUACGAGAAAUCGUAAUUUCUUGAAACAUUUUAAUGCGUUUCUUUUACAUAAAAAGUAAUUUUUUAUACAAAAAUUAUUGGAAGAUGUAAUUUAAAUAUAUAAUAUUGUGAAUUGUUUAUCAUUUAAAUUUACAAUAUUUGUGGACAAUACGACGCAAUCAAUUGAAAUUCAGUCAAUAUAAAAGAAUUUGUUAAAAGUUUCAUUUUACUGAUUAAAUCAGCACUUUUUUUGCAAACCUGUGCGAGUUAUGUAAUAUAUCAUUCAUCGCCCAUGUCAUCAUCUCUUCCAAAUAAAAAAAUGCUAUUGUUAUGUAAGUGUUUGUAAAGAAUGUAUUUGGCAAUCAGUAUACACGCAGUUGUCAAUCAUAAAACGCAAUCAGAAAAUG